GGAGCCAUCAAUGCAGCCGGAUGCUCGGGAGGCGGGUAGUGAGUUCCUACGUAGCUCUGCCAGUCAGCAUCUCACGCAGCCGGAGGGUCCUACGCCAGAAGAUCUCAGAGCAGAGAUCAAGCAGGUCGUGCUUGCUGGGCUCAAGAGGCUGGAUGUGGGCGAGGAUAAGUGGAACUUCUCGGCCAAGGCGAUGUUCGGCACACCGUGGAGCGGCGUCUGGAUCUUGAUCGUGGUGCCCUUCUGCCGCGAAAGGACCCUUGCCAGCGGAUGA
Messenger RNA from Effrenium voratum, 271 nucleotides. NCBI's taxonomy places the organism in Eukaryota, Dinophyceae, Suessiales, Symbiodiniaceae. The record is from the annotation of a GenBank genome assembly.